Hippocampus zosterae (dwarf seahorse) is the source of this 2187-nucleotide messenger RNA. It is a transcript of the gene foxi3a, whose product is annotated as forkhead box I3a. NCBI's taxonomy places the organism in Eukaryota, Metazoa, Chordata, Actinopteri, Syngnathiformes, Syngnathidae. The record is from RefSeq and is a predicted model, not a curated record. Gene Ontology annotation, molecular function: RNA polymerase II cis-regulatory region sequence-specific DNA binding; DNA-binding transcription factor activity, RNA polymerase II-specific. Bases 1041 to 2102 code for a protein of 353 amino acids. Gene Ontology annotation, biological process: regulation of transcription by RNA polymerase II; anatomical structure morphogenesis; cell differentiation. The transcript has 2 exons.
UUAGUUUUAGAACAAUUCUGUAUUAGUGGUAGAGGUGGUGGUGGAUAACAUGUAGUCUUUUCUUACGGUCUACUAUCUACAAAGAAAUUUCACUUUCUCUUAUACACAUAUACGAGCACGCGCGUACACACACACACACACACGCACACCGUUGGGACCCGUAUAAUCCCAGUCAUCAGUUACAGCUCAGCCCGUCUUGUUUUGUCUGCGCCGAGUGUCGAUUCGACGCUGUCGCCAACUGACGCACAGACGCACGUCAUUAGUUCUUCAAGAUCCCCCGAAAAAGACUGCGAGACAGUCCCACCGGUGUCGCAGGUGUGAAUAUGAACUGAUAAGAAGGCCAAGCGUCAAUUUCGUCUGCGCGAUUCCCAGUCCAACACCGGUCACGCAUCGGCGCUCACAGACCAUGAAGGUGUUCUCGUAUCAACGUCGGUUUGUGCAUUGUUUGGCUUUAUUACAAAUACUCUUUGGUUUGGAAUGAUCUGCUUCAGAACGUUAGUUUACAUUUUACACGCAAACGUGUGUUGCAUCUCCUCAUACUGGUCAGCGUAAAUUAAACCCGAGGCUUUUUGGUAACAGUUCACAUUCCGAGAUCCUCUUUCGCAACUGCUUCUUUUAGUAGACUUGACCGGCACAAGGAUCUGGUGAGCGAAGGACAAGUUAGAGUUCAAAAAUAUAUUACCUGAAACAUCAAAGUAUAAGUAAGAUCACGGUUAAAUUGGGUGAAUUGACACACAUUCAUGGAAAAAAUUCAAAAUCUGAAAUGUUCAUUUAAUGACCUAUUAAUGAUGGGGGUGUGAAGUGUUUAAAAAAAAUAAAUAAAUCUGAUAUUGAUCAGAUGAAUAACGACUGAAACCGUAAAAAGAGAUUCAAUCAGUCAUUGUCAUCUGCCCCAGGGCAAGAAUUCAAGCUGCUAACAACCACUAAGUGUGUGUAUAUGUCUGUGUGUGCGCGCGCUACAGCAGCCAAUCAGCUCGCAUGUGGGCGGUGCAUCCGAGUAUAAGUGCAGGUGUAGCGAGCUUGUGGACAGGUGUUGCAUCAUGGCGUCCUUCGUGCCUCUCUGCGAUCUCCCCCAGCUUCCGUCUGUGGCCGUGGAUCCCUGCGACUUCAGCCUCUACAGCCCCCCACCUCCACCCGAGCCCAGCCGCUCCUCACCGGCGUGCCUCCAACCAGACCUCGGCCUCGUCUCCGGGUCCAGAGGAGAACACUGCUACGGUGGGACCGCCUUCCCCAACUUCCAGGGUCCAUUCCUCCCCGGCGGGCCCUGGUACUCACCGGAAGGCAUCCUGCGUCUGGCCCGCCCGCCUUACUCCUACUCGGCCCUCAUCGCCAUGGCCAUCCAGAGUGCGCCCUCGCAGCGGCUGACACUGAGCCAGAUCUACCAGUACGUCUCCGAGCACUUCCCCUUCUACAGCCGCAAUAAGGCCGGCUGGCAGAACUCCAUCCGGCACAACCUGUCGCUCAACGACUGCUUCCGGAAGGUUCCGCGGGAGGAGAACAAUCCAGGUAAAGGAAACUUCUGGACUCUGGACCCAAACUGUGACAAGAUGUUCGACAACGGCAACUUCUGCCGCAAGAGGAAGAGGAAAACCGACAGCGUGACACCCACCAAGAAACGUCGCAACUCCUCGUCCGAGUCCAGUCCCAACUGUCCCAGCAUGCAUUGCGGCGCUGAGUUUUCUGCCCCGUCAGACCGGCAUAUCUCGUCUCAGCCCUCCGUGUACAUGCAGGUCCCGGAUGAGUCCUCUGUGCUUCCGCCGGCCCUUCCUCCUCUUCCUCCUCAUGGUUUUGCGUACUCGCCAGGAGCAGUGGUGCCUCAGUGGGACGCCUGCAGGCCUUCUUCUCCUCCUCCUCCUCCUCUUCAUGCCCCUGCCGUGUUCUCCCCUUCUUCACAGUCAAACCCUCUGCACUUCUCCCCGCCGUCACUGUACACCGACCUGGAGACCACGUACGCUCCUCUGCUGGAUCUCCAGGAGGGGCAGCAAGCGGAGUUGGAAUCCUUCCAGGCUCAACUCUUGGGGAGCCUCACGGAGGACCUGCCCCUAACUCGCUGGUUCUCCAGCAGAGACUCUGACGUUUUUGAAAUGUUCGUCACCGCGUGAAUGGCUCUAUUUAUUAUUGAUUUGUGUGAAAAAGUUGUAUGAAUUUUCUUUUGUUUUUGAAUAAAAAAUAAAUGCAUAAAUGGAA